ACACAAAAAAUUAGUAAGGCGCUGUUUGGCAACUUCUGAAUCGGUAAGUGCUGAACCAGUAAGAGGUCUGAACCAUUAAGUGCUGAACCAGUAAGAGGUCUGAACCAUUAAGAGCUAGUAUAUUGCUUAACUAUUCAGAGGCAAAUGUCUGAUCAAUUCAGAUAAGAGGUCUUAACCAUUCAGACUCUGUAUAAUACUUAACCAUUCAGAGGCAAAUCUCUUAACCAUUCAGACUUCUGAACCAUUAAGAGGCUGAAACAAACAGGAUCCAUUCCCUCUGAAAACAUCAAAACAAUGGUUUCAAUCUCUGCAGCCAUUCCAAUAACCCUUUGCCUUUUGAUCUUCUCUGCUAAACCAAACACAUGCCAGAAGACAAUAGAAGCCCUGUGUGCCAACACCAUAGACCCCGGCUUCUGCCGCCGAGUCCUCGCCGCAAGCCCCACCCAAUCGCCGGACGGCCUGCUCAAGGCCGCCGUCUCGCAGGCGGCCGCCGACGCAGUGGCCACCGGAGAUUUAAUCAAGAGCCUUCUCAACCAACCCAAUGACCCCAACCUGGUGGCCUAUUCUCAGUGCUCCAAUUACUACAGCGCCGCCGUGGCGGCUCUGGACGCCGCGUCUCAGCUUCUGGGAUCUCGCCCCGCUGCUGAUGUCAAGAACGAUGUCGCCUCCGCGGCUUCGACCGUGCAGAAAGAUGGCGACCACUGCGAGGCUUCGUUCGACAAUGGGGCGAAACACGCCCUCUCCUCGGAAAAUAGGAGGCUUAAGAUUCAUGGAAAUAUUAUAUCAGUUGUUUGUGAUGCCAUAUGAAUGUGGAAAUCAAUAACCAGACAGGUC
Cuscuta campestris is the source of this 834-nucleotide messenger RNA. The record is from the annotation of a GenBank genome assembly. NCBI's taxonomy places the organism in Eukaryota, Viridiplantae, Streptophyta, Magnoliopsida, Solanales, Convolvulaceae.